Messenger RNA from Aureococcus anophagefferens, 2580 nucleotides. RefSeq lists its product as hypothetical. Gene Ontology annotation, molecular function: protein binding; peptidyl-proline dioxygenase activity. NCBI's taxonomy places the organism in Eukaryota, Pelagophyceae, Pelagomonadales, Pelagomonadaceae. The transcript has 2 exons. Gene Ontology annotation, biological process: peptidyl-proline hydroxylation; regulation of translational termination. The record is from RefSeq and is a predicted model, not a curated record. Gene Ontology annotation, cellular component: cytoplasm. The coding region runs from base 1 to 2559 and encodes 852 amino acids.
AUGGCGGCGGUGAAAAGAUCCGCCGUGGUCGUGCUCCUCCUCGCCGCCGCGUCGGCCGAGCCCCUGAAGUCGCUCGGCGACACGCUCACGGACGAAGCCAUCGGCCUCGCGGGCCAGGGCCGCAUGCAGGAGGCCCUCGAGCGCUUCUUCGACGCGCGCGAGGCCGAGCCCCAGGACAGCCGCCGCUGGCAGAACGUCGGCGUGACCCUGAUGCGCAUGGGCCACCUCGAGGACGCGCGCGCGUCCCUCGAGGAGGCCAUCCGCCUCGCGCCGGGCGACGCGACGUGCGUGGCCAACCUCGAGGCGCUGUCGCAGCACGAGGCGCACCGCGACCGCGAGCGCGGCCAGCCGCCGCCGCCGCCGGCGCGAUCCGCGGCGCCGAAGCCGCCGCCGACGAUCUUCCCGGGCGGCGCGACGAAGAAGGAGCUGCUCGCGCGGGCCGAGGCGUACUUCGACGAGCUCGACGACGUCGACGACUGGCUGGGAGCCUGGUGGCGCGACCCGGCCGCGCGGCGGACGCAGACGGCGGCGCUCCGCAACCAGCUCGCCCGGCACGGCGGCCUGGCGCAGAUCCGAGGGUUCCUCGCCGACGACGUCGCCGCGACCCUCGCGGGCGAGAUGGCCGCGUCGGAGCAGUGGUCGCCGGUCCAGGGCUUCAGCCGCUUCUACCAGUUCCACUUCCUCAUGCUCGAUUCGAACGCCGACAACUAUUGGAAGGCGAACGCGACCGUGCUCCACGCCAUGCACGGCCUCUUCAACUCGCGCCACCUCAAGGCCUGGGCCGCGGAGCUGCUGUCCGCGCCGCCGGACUACUUCGACGCGUCGACGACGUGCCACGGCACCUACUAUCGGCCGGGGGACUACACCAUGUCCCACAGCGACGGGACGAACGCGCGGAAGCUGUCUUAUGUGUUGCACCUGACGACGGACUGGGACCCGAAGUUCGGCGGCGACCUCGUCUUCCUGGACCCCAUGUACCACAUCCACCCGGCGUUCAACGCGAUGAGCCUCUUCGUGACGUCCGAUUCCACCUGGCACUUCGUCUCGCCCGUCGCGCCGCAGACGCCGGCGCGCUUCAAGAGGCUGGCCUACAGCGGCUGGUUCAACAGCAACCGGCCGCACCUCGACGACCGCGCGGAUUUGAACCGAAGAUCGAAGAAGGACGACCAGGACCUCCGCGAGGCGAAGGGCCUGGUCGUCGACGGCGGCCGCGUGCUGAGCUUCGAGGAGCACUACAACGCGCUCUCGCCGACGCUCCGCUGGUCGCACAUGAGGGGGCUUACAACACCGCAAGCGCAGGAGAACGGGGAGGCGGAGGCCGUCGGCAACGAGACCGCCACGGCGGUCGCCGCCGCGGUCGCUGCCGCUGGAGCGGUCGCUGCGACGACGAUCGGCGACCCUCUCCUUGAUGGCGCAGCGCUGACGGCCGCGGGUGCAGGUUCGGCCGACGUCGGCGCGGCGCUGACGGCCGCGGGCGCGGGUUCGGCGGCCGACGUCGUGGCCUCGUUCGCGGCGGCGACGACGACCGCCGCGGACGUCGUGACCGGCGCCACGGCCGCCGCGCCGGCGCUCGCGGAAGCGACGGCGCCCGCGCUCGCGGACGGCGUCGCCUCCGCGGCGGCCACCGCCGCGGCGGCGCCCGCCGCCGUGAUCGUCGAGGGCGCGAGCCAGACCGUGACCGCGGCGGCGCCCGUCGCCGCCGAGGUCGCGACGGAGAGCGCGCCCGCGAUCUCCGAGGCCGCGACCGUGGCCGCGAGCGCGGCGGCCGUCGCGGCGGCGGGCACGCUCGAUAGCGUCGCGCCGGCGACGCAAGCCGGGGCCGGCGCGCUCGCGGCCGCCGCCGCGGGCGGCGCGCUCGACAACUCGGGCGCCGCGGGCGUCGCCGGGCGCGUCGCCGGAUCGGGGGCCGGGCGCGUCGCCAAAAAGGUCGUGGUGGCGGGCGCCGACACGCUGAAGACCGGAGGCGCGGAGACGGUGACCAAGGUCGCCAAGGGCGUCUCCGCGUCCGGAGGCGCCGAGACCGCGACCAAGGUCGCGAAAGGCUUCGCGGCGUCCGGAGGCGCCGAGACCGCGACCAAGGUCGCGAAGAGCGUCGCGGCGUCCGGAGGCGCGGAGACGGUGAGCCGGGUCGUCAAGGGCGUCGCGGCGUCCGGCGUCGCGGACUCUUCGGCCGUCAAGGUCGGCGCGGGCGUGGAGGCGCUCUCCGGAGGAGCGGGCGCUGACGCGCUGGCCAAGGUCGGCGCGGGCGUGGAGGCGCUCUCGGAGUCGGGCACCAUGGUCCUCUCGAAGCUCGCGCCUCUGGCCGAACCGGCGCUGGGCGCGGCCGAAGGCGCGGGCCUCGCGGCCGGUCUCGCGGCCGCCGUCGUCGGCACCGCGGAGGUGCUGAAGCAGAACCCCGCCCCCGUCAUCGCCACGGGCGCGCUCCUGGGCCUCGCGCGGUGGGCCGCCACGGAGCUCACGGGCGAGGUGACGACGGCCGACGACCCGCUCAAAAAGGGCGAGAAAACCAGGGUCCUGAAGAUGCUUGCUAUCGAUGCGAAGCCUGAGAAGAAGGGCUGAGCGCGUAAGAUCCAUGCCCUG